Molecule: messenger RNA, 844 nt
Organism: Plectropomus leopardus (leopard coralgrouper)
Lineage: Eukaryota; Metazoa; Chordata; Actinopteri; Perciformes; Serranidae
Source: RefSeq, a predicted model, not a curated record
UAAUGGUAGCCAACUGGUGAGAUUGUGGUUGCUUAAGCAACAGCUGAAUUAGCCUUUAUUUUGUGCUUCUGUCGAGUUUGACACACCGGUGACGAAUCGUCGGAUGGUGACCAGCGCUGGGACUUGGCUAAAACGAAGCCAGACAGCCGUAAACAAAAAGAGUAUCCAGUGUUAAACCAUCAUGAUGGCAGGUUCCCAGUGGGAACUUCCUCCAGAGUUAUGUUGUCGGCCCAUGGCCUUUGUGGCUCUAACCGGUCUGGAUGUGGUGUACAAUGCUGUGCAUCGGGCCAUUUGGGACGCCUUCUGCGCCAACCGGCGGGCUGACAGAGUUCCUAUCUCUUUCAAAGUCCUCCCAGGAGACCAUGAGUACCCCAAAUGUCGCACUAAGCGAACAUCCUAUGAGUGGUACAUCCCUAAAGGCAUCCUGAAAACAGGCUGGAUGAAUAAACAUCUGAAUCUGGUACCUGCUCUGGUUGUUCUGUUCUACGAGCUGGACUGGGACGACCCACAGUGGAAAGAGAAACAAUCUGAAUGUGCUACUAAAGUGGAGAUUGUCAGGACCAGUCUGCAGGGCAGGAACACCAAGGUGGCUGUGGUUCUAAUCCAGAAGAAAACUCCUCUUCCUCCAGGAGAGGACCUGGUAGCAUCAGAGAGAGCAGCAGCUCUCUGUAAUGCCUGUGAUCUGUCUGGCAAGAGCCUCUUUGUGCUGCCACACACGGACCACUUAGUGGGCUACAUAAUAAGAUUGGAGAACGCUUUCUAUGAACAUGCUCAAACAUACUACUACACUGAGAUCCGCAGAGUCAAGUCUCAUAAAGAAUUCCUCAACAAGACAACACAUCAG